AGCAAAGAGCGAGCGCCGGGGAGAGGAGCGGGAGGGAGAGGGGAGAGCGAGCCACACGCACGCAGAGACACACGGUCACCGGAAUUCCAUUAGAAAAAAGUGACACGAGCAGGGGUUAGCGGGAGAAGAUUUUUUUUGAAUCUUUCCUCCGUCUUGUGCGAAAGAAGCGACUCGGGUCUCGCGUCCUCGAAGCUCCCACUGGAUCGUUCCUAGGCGCUGACACCCGUCGGUGGAUUUCUUUCUUAUUUGCGUUUUAUUCUGACCCCCACCCUCGCCACUUCCUUCCAGCCCUUCACUCUCAGAUCGCCUCUCCCCCCACCUCCUCAGUCCCCUCCCGGGAAGCGCAGGGGAAUCGGACCCGCGGGGACUCGCGCCUUCCCGGACGAGCCGAGGGAAGGGCAGACCUGAGGACCGGCUGUCGGCUUGAAGAGCACACACACACACACAGAUACGUGUGUGUUUGAUUUUAGUGGGCAAGGGGGGCGUCGAGACGCGGCCCACCGCCCUCCAUUCCCCCACCCCCUCCAGCCGAAGGCGAGAAUCGCAGGACUCAGGAUCUUCAUCCGGCGGACUAGCUGGGAUCUCCGCAUUGGAUUUGGGGCUGAUUAUCACUGCUUGGCUAUUAUUAUUGUUGUUGUUAUUAUUAUUAUUAUUUUUUAUCCAAGGGAGAAAGACAGAAAAAACUGUGGGAUUUAUUUAACAUGAUCUUGGCAAACGUCUUCUGCCUCUUCUUCUUUUUAGACGAGACCCUCCGCUCUUUGGCCAGCCCUUCCUCCCUGCAGGGCCCCGAGCUCCACGGCUGGCGCCCCCCAGUGGACUGUGUCCGGGCCAAUGAGCUGUGCGCGGCCGAAUCCAACUGCAGCUCCCGCUACCGCACGCUGCGCCAGUGCCUGGCCGGCCGGGACCGCAACACUAUGCUGGCCAACAAGGAGUGCCAGGCAGCCUUGGAGGUGCUGCAGGAGAGCCCGCUCUACGACUGCCGCUGCAAGCGGGGCAUGAAGAAGGAGCUGCAGUGCUUGCAGAUCUACUGGAGCAUCCACCUGGGGCUGACCGAGGGCGAGGAGUUUUAUGAAGCCUCACCCUAUGAGCCGGUGACCGCCCGCCUCUCGGACAUCUUCAGGCUUGCUUCAAUAUUCUCAGGGACAGGGGCAGACCCGGCGGUCAGCACCAAGAGCAACCACUGCCUGGAUGCCGCCAAGGCCUGCAACCUGAACGACAACUGCAAGAAGCUGCGCUCCUCCUACAUCUCCAUCUGCAACCGCGAGAUCUCACCCAGCGAGCGCUGCAACCGCCGCAAGUGCCACAAGGCCCUGCGCCAGUUCUUUGACCGCGUACCCAGCGAGUACACCUACCGCAUGCUCUUCUGCUCCUGCCAGGACCAGGCGUGCGCCGAGCGCCGCCGCCAGACCAUCCUGCCCAGCUGCUCCUACGAGGACAAGGAGAAGCCCAACUGCCUGGAGCUCCGCAGCCUGUGCCGGACAGACCACCUGUGCAGGUCCCGGCUGGCGGACUUCCAUGCCAACUGCCGUGCCUCCUACCAGACGCUCACCAGCUGCCCCACCGACAAUUACCAGGCGUGUCUGGGCUCCUACGCUGGCAUGAUCGGGUUCGAUAUAACACCCAACUACGUGGACUCCAGCCCCACGGGCAUCGUGGUGUCCCCCUGGUGCAGCUGCCGUGGGAGUGGAAAUAUGGAGGAGGAGUGCGAGAAGUUUCUGAAGGACUUCACAGAGAACCCAUGCCUCCGGAACGCCAUCCAGGCCUUUGGCAAUGGUACAGAUGUGAACCUGUCCCCUAAAAGCCCCCCAUUCCAGGCCACACAGGCCCCUCGGGUAGAGAAAACGCCUUCAUUGCCAGAUGACCUCAGUGAUAGCACCAGCCUGGGGACCAGUGUCAUCACCACCUGCACGUCUGUCCAGGAGCAGGGGCUGAAGGCCAAUAACUCCAAAGAGUUAAGCAUGUGCUUCACAGAGCUCACGACCAAUAUCAUCCCAGGGAGUAAAAGGGUGAUCAAACCUAACUCAGGCCCCCGCAGAGCCAGACCGUCGGCUGCCUUGACCGCUGCAUCCUUCCUGAUGCUGAAGCUGGCCUUGUAGGCUCUGGGGAUCCCAUCGGGAGAUUUCUGAAAGCUACACGGAUGAGAACACCCGCCUGACAAAAUGGAAACACACACAGACACACAGACACACACACACAAACACACUUUGCAAAAAAAAAAAAAGAUGUUUUUUCCCACUUUGUCUCUGAACCUGUCUCCUCCCAGGUUUCUUCUUUGGAGAAGCUUUUCUAAACCAAACAGACAAGCAGGCGGGCAGCCUGAGAGCUGGCCUAGAGGCCCCCUGGCCGGGGAAACCCCACGCCGAAGAGGGCACACUGCAGGCCUAGAGAUACUCUUCACUUUUCUCUGGGGGUUUUCCUCUCUGGGCCCUGCUGACAGGAGACCAGACGACACCCGGACUGCCCAGGGACGUGGGCGCGGCCGGGAUGGCUGUUGUUCUUCUCAAGCGCCCCAGUAAGGGGACCUGCGGGGGACUGCGGGGGCCUCGGGCAGCAGGGCAGCGAGGCCGGCCCCGGGGGUCCAGCUGGGCACCGUCAGCGCCUCCACUCAGCUUCCAGGAGGGAGUUAAUUCGCCUCCCUUCUCUGAGGGCUGGAUCUGACCUGUGGACGGCUGUGAUGCUCUCCCCUUGAUCCCCACUGUAGCACAGGGGGGAGGGCCGGGCAGCUCUGGGGGGGCUUGGGGAGCCCAGCCUGCCUGGGAGACCCUGCUGGGGGUUGGGAGCAAAACUUGGGAACCACCUCAAGGCGGCUUCUUCCUCCUUGGUGGCAAAGAACCUCCUUUGAAAUCAAAGAGAAAUGAUUCCUUGUCCACUCCCUUGGUUUCUUGUGGGUCCCUUUGGUUGGUCUCUCUUUGGAGGGAGGGGCCAGGCGCUGAGAGAGACAGAGGAGACCACUGUGGGCUGUCUCCCAGCACCAUGCUCUGGUCUCUGCGACUCCCUCCAUCUCUCUCCUCCCUGCCUCACUCGCCCACCUUCUCUCUUCUCAUUUCUGAGACAUAUGCCCACUGCCCACUCUAUGUACAUAACGCGGCUCCUUUCUCAACAUAUAUGUAUAUACACAUCCGUAUACAUAUAUCGUGUGGUUCCCUCUCCUUUCCUUUUUUUAAGAACCUAUGGAAAUAAUACCCUAACAGAUGAGCGAAAAUGUAUUAUUGUAAAAUUUAUUUUUUUUAAUAAUGUUGUCUAUAAUGGGAGAAGAAAAGGAGGUGGGCUCCCUGUGUUUCUGCCCCAGUCGGGCUGACGGGGUCGUGGAAGGGAGUUUCUGAUUGGUAUCACGCGUAGCCGAGGCUCCAAUAAAUGUACUAGGAAGCAGUCUGCCUUCUGCUUCACUCUGGGUGUGCCGCCUCCCCUGGUUUGUUCUUGGCCCGGUGCCAACGUCUCCGUUGCUUUCCUGGGGGGCCCUGGGAGAAUGUGUGUGUCCACGUGUACCCACGUGUGUCUGUCUGUUGUGUGUCCUCGGGGCAGGUAUUGGAGCUCUGCAGUGAGACGAUUUUACAUUCCCUGGGUCUGAGUUCCUGGUUGUGCUGAGCCUACUGGUUCAUUCACCGGUCAUCUCCUCCUUCCCAUCGCAAACAGGCCAGUGCCUGCUGGCCUCAAACUGGAAGAGAACGGAAGUGGGGAUGGAGGAAGGGAGGCGGCCUGAUGUCACUUCUCUGGACGUGUUUGUUUUAAGGAUGCCUGCUCAGCCCUGUGAGGUGGCACAGUUGGUCUUCCCGUGGGGACUCCUGUUUUUUUUUUAUGUGGUUGUGAAGGUAGGGACCUGGCCCCCUGGGUCCCAGCCUCUGAUGGAGGGGUGGUGAGCCAGCCCACCCUCUUCCCCAGCCACCACUAGCCUUACUGUGGGUAGAGCAAAGUGAAAUGGCCCUUCAGUUGGGAAUCCAUGUUCUUUGCAAACAGCAAAGACUGGUUCACUUAGAAGCCUUUGGGGAAGGUGGCCCACAGAGUGGGCGGCGGGGGGGGACCCAAGGAGGUUUGGGCAGGAACCAAAAGACAUUUGAAAGGACAGAAAGCAGAAUCUACAAUGUCAGAGUGCUGCCCCUUUGUGAUGAAUGACAACAACCAUCAUCCAGUUGGCUGGACUGGGGCCCUGUGCCUAUCUCCUGCCCCCCAGGGUGUCACGUUGUUCAGUCGCUAAGUCAGGUCCAACUCUUUGCAACCCCAUGGACUGCAGUACCCCAGGCUUCCCUGUUCUUCACUAUGGCAUCCUUAAUGGGAGAUAAGCCCUUGGCAUGCAUCAUGGAGAGAGAUGAUUUCCCCAAAGGAAACAGAGGUGCCUUUAUGAAGGAGGAAUAGAGGCUGGAGAGCUUUACUGUGACUUAAAACAUCUCCCCAUUCAGGUAUCCCAUAGCUAAAAUUUUACUAUUAAACAUUCAUUCCUUUGGCUGAGACAAUUCCUGUUCUCCA
Molecule: messenger RNA, 4461 nt
Organism: Dama dama (fallow deer)
Lineage: Eukaryota; Metazoa; Chordata; Mammalia; Artiodactyla; Cervidae
Gene: GFRA2
Product: GDNF family receptor alpha 2
Exons: 9
Coding region: 702-2096 (464 amino acids)
Biological process (GO): nervous system development
Cellular component (GO): external side of plasma membrane; signaling receptor complex
Molecular function (GO): signaling receptor activity
Source: RefSeq, a predicted model, not a curated record